This is a messenger RNA of Rhodotorula graminis WP1, 1765 nucleotides long. RefSeq lists its product as uncharacterized. The coding region runs from base 1 to 1713 and encodes 570 amino acids. The transcript is spliced from 11 exons. Gene Ontology annotation, molecular function: acid phosphatase activity. The record is from RefSeq and is a predicted model, not a curated record. Lineage: Eukaryota; Fungi; Basidiomycota; Microbotryomycetes; Sporidiobolales; Sporidiobolaceae.
AUGGCUCCUGCACCACGCAACCACGCCGCCGACGACUCGGACCUCGACUCGAACGCGCCCUUGCUCCCUGCGCCCGUCCCCUCGUCCACCUCGCCCGCCGCGUCCUCAUCCGACCUCCACCACAACACGAGCCGGUCUCGCGGCCGCAUUGCCUGGGCGUGGGUCGUGCUCGGGUGCUUUGGUGUCGGCCUGCUGUGGCUCGCGUUCGGCACGUCGUACCUGGACCGGCGAGACCGAGACGAGCGGUGGGAGGACGACCCGGCCUUCCCCUCGCGUGUGGGCUACGAGGGCCCGACACCAACGGGCAAGGAGGCGUUCGCCGCCGCGACCAGCUACCCCGUCAACUUCGACUCGUCGCCCCUCAACCCGCCUGCGCCGUCUCGAGCGUUCAACAUCUUGCAUCACCUCGGCAACCUGUCGCCGUGGCGCACCGUCAACCACGGCCUGAGGACGACCGCUCAAGUUCCCGCCGGCUGCACGGUCGAAGAGGUCCAGCUCCUUCACCGCCACGGCGCUCGCUACCCGACAACGGGCGCAGGGCCUGCAGCGUUCGCAAAAGAUGUCGUCGGCGCCGAGGGCUUCAAGGGUUCCGGCAACCUGUCGUUCCUCAACAAGUGGGAGUACAAGCUCGGCGCCGAGAUCCUGACGCCGUUCGGGCGCGAGCAGCUGUUCAAUCUCGGCGUCUCGUUCCGCACCAAGUACGGCCACCUCCUCGACGAGGGCAAGAAGCCCGUGUUCCGCACCGAGAGCCAGGACCGCAUGCACGCGUCGGCGCUCAACUUUGCGGCCGGGUUCUGGGGCAUCCCGUUCGAGGACAAGUACCACCAGCUCGUCACGAUCGAGUGGCCCGCGUUCAACAACACGCUGUCACCAUACAUGACGUGCACCAACGCCAACCGGCUCGACCUCACCCGAGGCCCGCGCAAGAUGGCCCUGUGGAUGAAGCAGUACCUUGAGCCUGCACGAGUGCGGCUGCAGGAGCAAGUCGAGGGCGUCGAGCUGUCGCACCGGGACCUGUUCAACAUGCAGCUCAUGUGCGCCUACGAGCUCGUCGCGCUCGGCGGGAGCGCGUUCUGCCCUCUCUUUAACGAGGACGAGUGGCGCGGGUUCGGCUACGCCCACGACAUCGAGUUCUACGACAUCUUCUCGUUCGGCCAACCUGCGCAAGCUGCCGUCGGCAAAGGGUGGGUCCAGGAGUGGCUCGCCCGCACGCUCAAGCAGCCGCUCGGCGAGUUCAACUCGACGACCAACUCGACGCUGCACACGAGCCAGUACUUCCCGCUCGACCAACGCCUGUACGUCGACGCGACGCACGACACGAUCAUCUCGGCCGUCAUCACGACCCUCGGCUUCUCGUCGUUCGCGCGCUCGGGCCCGCUCCCGUCGGACCGCAUCCCGGACAACCUGUCGUUCGUCACGUCGUCCAUCUCGCCCUUUGCCGCCAACCUGCACUCGCAGGUCCUGUCGUGCCCGGUCGAGGGUCGCGACGACGGCGAGACGGCGCGCUUCGUGCGGUGGAUCCUCAACGACGGCGUCGUCCCGCUCGACGUGAUCGAGGGCUGUGGCGACAACCGCGACGGCAUGUGCCCGCUCGACACAUUCGUCUCGGCCACCCAACGUCGCCUGGCGAGUAUCGACUGGGCUCAUGAUUGCCUCGCACAGUACGACCUGCCCAAGGAGCCGAUCAACGACGGGCGUCCUCCUCACGCGUGAUCCUCUCGUUCGACCUCCUGUAGAAGGCCCUGCAACUCUCUCUCUCUCUUUC